AUGUACGAUUGCAUCGUGUCCAUUUCAACAUUUAACGCUGGUCACUGGAUACGAGAAUGUAAACCAAUGGGGACAGUGGGAGUCGUGGUUACAGCCUAUUCAUUUGCGCAAUUCAGCGAAGAGAAUGUAUUGUCCCAGGUCGGUGCAGUAUUCGAGCCCGAAGAAGUCGAUAAUUCGGAAGAUUGGCCACAGGAAACCUGGUCGAUACUGGAAAAGCGCAAGAGCAACUUGGAAGGUGGGAGACUUAAAGGCCCCGAUCAAACCCGGCACGUGUCACAACGCGACCGUCGGAGUCUGAAUUUGCUGCGACACCAGCAUGCCCUGACCACAGACGCCCGGAUUGUGUUCGCUGAUGUGCCACCGUCGACCGGCUUUGCUGCAGAGAACCAGUAUACGAUACCCAGGAAGCGCAUGAAAGUGCAUAGACCAUCGUCGAAUGCCGACUUUGCUGCUGCCCGAGACAGCCGGCGCUUGCAGGGAAUAGACACCAACAUCCAAUGGUGGGAGGAUGAAGUUCCAGGACCAGCUCUAACAGACCGGAACUCACUGCUUCAGUUCGCGAAUAUGGCCUACAACGCUUACUAUGCUGAUAAUACGACAGACUGGUACGAUGUCGAGGGCCAUGGUUGGGAUAAGUCAUCACCAUGGGGCUGGUUACCUGGGGAAGAUGGGAUGAGAGGGCACGUAUUUGUGUCGACAGAUAACUCUACAGUGGUGAUUGCUAUCAAGGGUACUUCGGCUGGCUGGCUCGUCGGCGGAGGUGGUCCAAGUACGGGGAAGGACAAGCUGAAUGACAACCUCCUAUUCUCCUGCUGCUGCGCUCGUGUUGGUCCGACCUGGUCCACGGUCUGUGGUUGCUACCAAGGGUCGUAUAAAUGUGACCAGAGAUGUGUUGAAGGCUCACUCGUCGACAAAGAUGAUCUGUUCUACCCCGUAGGAUUGAACCUCUACAACAAUGUCAGUUACAUGUAUCCCAACGCAAAUAUCUGGCUCACCGGCCACUCUCUGGGUGGAGCAAUGUCCUCCUUGAUUGGAGUGACCUUCGGUGUUCCAGUCGUCGCGUUCGAGGCGCCCGCCGAGAAGCUCGCAGCCACUCGAUUACACUUGCCGUCACCGCCUUCCACGCAGCACGUCACGCACGUCUACCACACCGCCGACCCAAUCGCUAUGGGCAUCUGCAACGGCGUCACCUCAAGUUGCGCCCUUGGAGGCUUCGCGAUGGAAACUCGAUGCCAUCUAGGCCAAGUCAUACGAUUCGACACUGUGAAUCGUCUGGGUUGGUCGGUCGACAUUCGAACGCAUGGAAUCAAAUUUGUGAUCGACAAACUCUUGGGGCCGAAUUCGGAAUGGCAAGAAGAGCCCGAUACGCCGACGGAAGAGGAGGAGGAGGAGAGCGAGGAGGGGCUCUGGGCAUUAUUGGCUCGCUGGCCAAGUUGGGGAAGGAAGAUGAACCGUGCCCAUGGACCGAGCAAAGUUAGAGAAAUUCCCCUCCCUCGACCUGCUCUAGACGUUGAAGGGGAGGAUGGGGUCUGUUCGAAAUGGAAUACGUGCUUUAAUUCUUGGGAAAUUGGAACAUUGCACCGACCCGUCCGCAUGAUUGAUCAUUAUCCGAAGCCACGUUGUGGGACUGCGUGGGCUGUUCAGGACACAUAG
Coprinopsis cinerea okayama7#130 is the source of this 1653-nucleotide messenger RNA. RefSeq names its product lipase. The record is from RefSeq and is a predicted model, not a curated record. Bases 1 to 1653 code for a protein of 550 amino acids. NCBI's taxonomy places the organism in Eukaryota, Fungi, Basidiomycota, Agaricomycetes, Agaricales, Psathyrellaceae. Gene Ontology annotation, biological process: multivesicular body membrane disassembly; macroautophagy; piecemeal microautophagy of the nucleus. The transcript is spliced from 9 exons. Gene Ontology annotation, molecular function: glycerophospholipase activity.